GCACGCUUCCAAAAUGGCUGCGCCCGCACAGAGCAGAGAUGCUUCUGUCACAGUCACUUCUGGUCAGUCAGCAAGUGUUUCACCAGCCGAAAAUGUUUCGCUACAGUAUAGUCUUCUUUUGGAGCACCUCAUCGGUGACAGAAGACAAAUUAAAGACUUGAACCCGACCGUAAUGGGCGCUAUGCCGAGCCCUCACAAAACGGAUGAGCAAAAGAUGAUCGAGAGGGGCAUGGAGAGCUGCGCUUUCAAAUCACUGAUCGCGUGUGUCGGAGGGUUUGUGUUGGGGGGUGCUUUCGGGGUCUUCACAGCCGGUAUCGACUCCAACGUUGGAUUUGAUCCUAAAGACCCUUUAAGAACCCCCACAGCAAGGGAGGUGCUGAGAGACAUGGGACAGAGAGGAAUGUCAUACGCUAAAAAUUUUGCCAUUGUGGGUGCUAUGUUUUCAUGCACAGAGUGUAUCAUUGAAUCACAUCGUGGGAAAUCUGAUUGGAAAAAUGCAGUCUAUAGUGGCUGUGUUACAGGAGGCGCCAUUGGUUUUAGAGCUGGUCUUAAGGCUGGAGUUCUGGGCUGUGGAGGCUUUGCCGCCUUCUCUGCUGCUAUCGAGUACUACCUCAGAUGAACAUCAGUGUCGGGACUCUUAUACCGUAUACUGUGUUGAGUUCCACACGGUGUGAUGGAACACACAGAGAACAUUUUCAGAGCAAUCUUCUGUCUCACUGAUCCCCGUUCCAGAGGAUUAUAAUGCUCUGUUGUCCGAGUGGACCAAUGAGAUGACAAACCCAAGCAGACGUUUUGUACAUUGUUUUAAUGGAAGAUGUACGGACAUUCUUGUCUUAAAUGUAUCUGCCUGUUGGCUUAAAAACAAACCAUCUGAUGGUGUACGUCACCCUCGAGUACUGGGCAAUAUUUAAAUAUUUUGACAGAAUGUUCAAUGAAGUUUCUUAGGCAAUGACCCCUGACAUGUUGUGUGUGUGUGAAUGGCUGUUUCUGUCCAUUAAAGUUUCUCCAAACAGUCAUGAUCGUGUGAAACGAGAUCAAAUGUACAGCUGCACAUCUUGGCUCCGAACACUACCACUACACUACUGUUGUAGUGUUCUGGUUAAACAUUGUACAGCUUCUCAAUAUAAAAAAAGACCACUCCAUUGAAAGGAUUCAUCAAAUCAGAUUUAUUUUCUCCAAAGUGGUGUUUGGAUUCACAAGCUUCAAGAAAAUAAGCUGAAUCAAGUGUUUAUAUUAGAUUCACUCUAAACCCCUUUCUAAAAGGAGAUUUAUUUUAGCCUACAAACAAACAAACAACCUAGAUAUGAAAUUUGAUGUGAAAAUCAACAGGUUAUCAAAAAUAAGAGGCAGGGAGUGCUAAAGGUUGUGCAUUAGAAAACCUGUGUAUUUGAGGCCAAGCUGACAGAGAGGAAGCGAGUCGUCCUCACCAGGAAACAGAUAAUGCAAGCAUGCUUUCUGGCUACAUCCUAGUUCUCUGAAAGGUUUCCUUCCCCACCAACAUCUACGCAAGAGUUAAUAUUUAUCAAUGGAACCCAGGAAUGCAUUUGAAGACGAGUACAUUUUGAUUCUCAACUGUUAAAUCCAUGCUAAAUCAAACCAGGUCCGUGAUCAUGGAUUUAACCUGAGCUAAGUGAAACCCACGCUGUCUUGAGAAACAAUACAGGCCUUCAGAUUAUCUUAGUUACUUUCUAAAUAUGCAAAUAUGAAGAUAAAACACAGCAAGCAUACUUCAUAACUUAAGACUCGGAAGCAUGUUUGAAGGACAAACGUAAUUAAAUGUAAAAAUCAAACUAGCAAAUAAAGGAUUUAAGUGUAAUUUACACUAUGCCUGAUAAUGAAGACGUCUCCUGUGAAAUGUACUCUGAUUUAUAAGAAAUAAAAGUGUGCAGACGCAGUCACAACCUAUAAACACCACCUGCCCACAGCUCGUUUACGGAGCACACAACGCUAAUACAAGGCACUGUAUUUAUGAUAUUCCAAACACAAUUUUUCUGGGAAAAACCUUUCUAGAUAAUAUACAUCCUCGCAUUUUUCAAACUGAAUUAUCUGCAUAUGUUUUCCUGCCUUUCGUUCUUCUGUUACACCCAUUUCGAAGAAUCAGGCAAACUGAAAGUCCAUCAAAUGGAGAGAGUCCCGUCUGGUUUGAUAUGUUUUAAAAGCAGCUAAAAGCAAUUCUAAUAAACCUCCCAAUCUCUCACUUCUGUCCUUCAUUUCAGACAUCAAACCAUAUUUGUCAACAACAUGUUUUGACCUCAAAAUCAAACAAAAAAAAUUACAUUUUGCUUAAAAAUAGAAUAAAUAUUACUGCAAUUAUUACUAUGACUGUUUUACAUUAUUAUGAGAAACACUAUUAAGAAACAUUUAAAGAUCUGUAAAAGUGUUAGUUCACCAUCAACCUGCACGACUUUCUUUCUUCCGCAGAAGAUAUUUUGAAAAAUGUUGUUAACUGGCCCCCAUUGACUUGCAUUGGUUUUGUGUUCAUACAAUAGAAGUGAAUGGGGUCCAGUGCAGUUUGGCAACCGACAUUCUUCAAAAUAUCUUCUUUUGUGUUCUGCGGAAGAAAGCAAGCCAUAAAGGUUUGAAAUGACGGGAGGGUUGUAAAUGAUUUUUGGGUGAACCAUCACUUUCAGUCUCAUGGAAAUAAUGUCCCGAAGCACAAAAUACUGUUUCUAAAACUAGGCUUUUUCUCGCCUUUUUCAUGCAAAAUAUGAUUUACUUUUCUUUUGUUUGAUUUUGGAAUUAAACAACCUGUGCGUUUUCGUACGAUUCAUAAGAUUUAUACAUCGGUUAAAUAAAAGAUACUAAAUCAAACAUUCUAGAAAAUACAGUGUUUGUGUCAGAGACUGAAGAAUGCCUGAGCCAUAAACGCAAGAUUGUAGAGAUAUGACCUUUUGUUGACGGUAAAGUGAGGGAAACGCAAUUCAACCGUGUGUCAGUCAAGACAGAUUUUUCCCUUUUCCACUGCUGAACAAAGUGCCAUGACAGUCUUUGGUCUACUUAAGCUGGAGGAUGUAAAAAUCUCAUGCCAUGUUGGAAAGCUCAGAAGGAAAACCAAAA
Molecule: messenger RNA, 3057 nt
Organism: Triplophysa rosa
Lineage: Eukaryota; Metazoa; Chordata; Actinopteri; Cypriniformes; Nemacheilidae
Gene: timm22
Product: translocase of inner mitochondrial membrane 22 homolog (yeast)
Exons: 4
Coding region: 14-619 (201 amino acids)
Biological process (GO): protein insertion into mitochondrial inner membrane
Cellular component (GO): TIM22 mitochondrial import inner membrane insertion complex
Molecular function (GO): transmembrane protein transporter activity
Source: RefSeq, a predicted model, not a curated record